AAUCCGGCAAUAAAACCCCAAAGACGGGCAUAAACAGUUAAACACCAAUCACCACCUGUGGAAGACCACGCAGCAUCGGAAAGUUAGCUCUCCCAGUGAUUAUUCUCGAAUCGAUUCGCGUUUGAGCCGGUAACCCAGUGCUGAAUGUUCAACAGGUCCUUCACAGUCUCUAGACAUGCUUAAGGUCCCAGCUCAUCAAGUUGCUGGUCACCAAGCCAUUGAUGGAAAGAUUGGCCCCCUUGUCGAUGAUUCGGGACGAUUCUACAAGCCUCUCCAGAGUGAUGAACGUGGGGUCAAUGAAGUAGCAUUCUAUACCUCAUUCUCUUCCAAUAAGAAGAUCCCAGAUCACAUUCGUAGGUUCUUUCCUGUAUUCCAUGGCACUCAGCUUGUGCAAGCAUCUGAUGGAUCUGGAAUGUGUCCUCACCUUGUUUUGCAAGACCUUGCCUCAAGUCACAUAAAUCCAUCCAUCAUGGACAUUAAAAUCGGCACCAGAACCUGGCCUCCACGAGCAUCUGAGGACUAUAUAGCAAAAUGCUUGAAGAAAGAUCGCGAAAGCACAAGUACAGAAUUGGGUUUCAGGAUAUCGGGGUUCCAGAUAUACAGAAGCAAAGAAUCAGGAUAUUGGAAACCCGACAAAGGGUAUAUCCGGAGUUUUUCGGCAGAGGAUGUUAGAGUAAUUCUGAGGAAAUUUGUUUCGUCUAAUGUAUCAGCGGACUCAGAUUCGGAUCCAGAUUGUGCUUUUGCGUCUACUGUUUAUGGGGGUUCGAACGGGAUUUUGGCGCAACUUCUGGAGCUGAAAGCAUGGUUUGAAGAUCAAACUAUUUUCCAUUUCUAUACUUGUUCAGUGCUUAUGAUGUUUGAAAAGGAGUUGGCUUUGAAGGGAAGGAGCUCAUGUGCAGAGGUCAAACUGGUUGAUUUUGCGCAUGUUGUGGAAGGUAGAGGUGUUAUUGAUCAUAACUUUUUGGGUGGGCUUUGUUCAUUUAUAAAGUUUGUUUCGGAGAUACUUACUGGUCCAGUUGAGAGCCCUCCCAAAUCUUGUCUGCAGGACUCUGAGAGGAACUGAUUGUGUAACACCAAUGGUGCUAUGGAAUGAGCCUUUUAAUCAUUAAUUUCGCUGCUAGCAGUCUGUACUGCCUUUCUAGGGCAUUUUCUGAAUUGCUUAGUUUCAGGCUUGGCAUUGUAGUUUACUGCAUGAGUCUCAAUGUUCUUCACAUUACUAAAUUUAUCUGAAGAGAUUUGAACUGGAUUCUUCUC
Molecule: messenger RNA, 1254 nt
Organism: Rhododendron vialii
Lineage: Eukaryota; Viridiplantae; Streptophyta; Magnoliopsida; Ericales; Ericaceae
Product: inositol polyphosphate multikinase beta
Exons: 2
Coding region: 176-1063 (295 amino acids)
Biological process (GO): inositol phosphate biosynthetic process
Cellular component (GO): cytoplasm; nucleus
Molecular function (GO): inositol tetrakisphosphate kinase activity; inositol-1,4,5-trisphosphate 3-kinase activity
Source: RefSeq, a predicted model, not a curated record